GGUAAUGACAGAAACGGGAGUGCUCUCCCCAACCUUCAGUGUGCGCUCUUCAGUGUACGUCCAGCUCCGUGCUACGGCUUCCUCUGUCUUGAUGGCGAUGUGAGUCUUCCUGUGGAAUCCUGACUUGUGCAUUCAGUGGGAUAUUGUUUGUGCACGCUGGAUGAUGGGAGAGGACAGUAGGAUGCUCAACGGAGCAAUGUUGGCCACUUUGACUGCGGUUCUUCUGCUUUUGAUCACUUCAGUGCGUGCAAUGGAAGAUACAGUGAUGGAUACGAGGACAGCGACGGCUGAGCUUGGCUGGAUCUCAUUCCCUGCCAAUGGCUGGGAGGAGGUGAGUGGCUAUGAUGAGAACCUCAACACCAUCAGGACAUAUCAAGUGUGCAAUGUGUUCGAGCCCAGCCAGAACAACUGGCUCCUCACCACAUACGUUGACAGACGGGCAGCACUGCGUAUCUAUGUGGAAAUCCGCUUCACUGUACGAGACUGUGCCUCCAUCCCCAGUGUUCUUGGCUCCUGCAAAGAGACGUUCAAUCUUUACUACCUGGAAACAGACAGGGCUGUGUCAGAGGGCAUCCGAGGGGUUGAAUACUGGGCAAAUGCCCCCUUUCUUAAGGUGGACACCAUUGCCGCAGAUGAGAGUUUUUCCCAAGUCGAUUUUGGUGGGAGGUUGAUGAAGGUGAACACAGAAGUUCGAAGUUUUGGCCCACUUUCCAAAGGAAAAGGCUUUCAUUUGGCUUUCCAGGAUCUAGGAGCCUGUAUGUCCCUCCUUGCCGUCAGAGUUUUCUUCAAAAAAUGUCCCAGCAUAGUUCAGAACUUUGCUUACUUCCCAGAGACACUUACUGGAGCAGAAUCCACAUCACUUGUCAUUGCCAGAGGAAGUUGUAUCCCCAAUGCAGAGGAAGUGGAUGUGCCCAUAAAGCUUUACUGUAACGGCGAUGGAGAGUGGAUGGUACCCAUUGGCAGCUGCAGCUGUAAGGCCGGGUAUGAACCGGACGGUGACAACCUGUGCAGAGCUUGUCCACAGGGCACCUUUAAAUCAUCCCAGGGGCCCGGAUUAUGUCAACAAUGUCCACUUAACAGUCGGUCCACCGUCGAGGCUGCCUCCCUUUGUGGAUGUCGGAAUGGUUACUAUCGUGGUGACAUGGACAAACCACAGGACUUGUGCACCAGUGUUCCUUCAGGUCCUCGAAACUUGGUCUCAGUUGUUAACCAGACAUCAGUGCAACUGGAGUGGCAUCCACCACGUGACAUCGGGCAUCGUGAAGACUUGUCCUAUAAUGUGUUGUGCCACCGUUGUCACAACAAUGAGCGACGGUUGUGUCAGCCAUGCGAUGACAGCGUGGCAUAUGUUCCAGGCCGGAGGGGAUUAAAAGUAACUAAGGUGGAAAUCAGCAAGCUGCGGGCCCACACAUCAUACACCUUUGACAUACAGGCAGUCAAUGGAGUUUCCAACAAGAGCCCUUAUCCCGCCCAGCAGGUGUCAAUCAACAUUACAACCAAUCAAGCUGCUCCUUCAGUGGUACCCAUAAUGCACCAAGUGAGCUCAACAAGCCGCAGUUUCUCAUUGUCGUGGCCGCCCCCUGAACAUCCCAAUGGAAUAAUCCUCGACUAUGAGAUACGAUACUAUCAUCAGUCUCACCCUUCAGAGUUUAAUAGUUCAGUAGUUCAGAGCGAGACACCCAGUGUGAUUCUGGAAGGGCUGAGGCCAGGCACCGGCUAUGUGGUUCAGGUGAGGGCUCGCACUGUGGCUGGCUAUGGAGCCUACAGCAAAGAGAUGCUCUUCCAAACACUCACUGACGAUGAGUUCAAAUCAGAGCUUGGACAGCAGCUCUCCUUGAUUGCAGGCUCCUUAGUAGGCGGAGUUUGUAUUGUUUCUCUGGUUGCCAUCGCCAUCUUUUGUACCAGGAGAAGGCAGUUGAAAGAGAGUGUGUAUGGUGAUAAGCUGCAGCAGUACAAUGCAGGGGGAGAGGUGACACUGAGAAGUGAUAUUUUUAGUGGUCCUACCCCCACGGUGACAUUCCCCACCCUGUCUGAUGGUCACAGUUCACCUGGGGUCAAGAUCUACAUCGACCCUUUCACCUACGAAGACCCCAAUGAGGCUGUCCGAGAGUUUGCCAAGGAAAUUGAUCCCUCAUGUGUCAAGAUUGAGGAAGUCAUUGGUUCAGGCGAGUUUGGAGAGGUGUACAAAGGCCGACUAAAACCUGUGGGGAAAAGAGAAAUUGCCGUUGCCAUUAAGACUCUGAAGGUGGGCUACACUGAGAGGCAGCGGCGGGACUUUCUGUCUGAGGCAUCAAUCAUGGGCCAAUUUGACCAACCAAAUAUUAUUCGGCUGGAAGGCGUGGUGACCAAGAGCAGGCCCACGAUGAUUAUCACAGAAUUCAUGGAAAAUGGAGCUCUUGAUUCAUUUCUCAGGCAAAAUGACGGGCAAUUCCCAGUGAUCCAACUGGUUGGUAUGCUGAGAGGCAUCGCUUCUGGAAUGAGGUACCUGGCAGAGAUGAGUUACGUUCACAGAGACUUGGCUGCUCGCAACAUCCUGGUUAACAGUAACCUGGUGUGUAAGGUGUCCGACUUUGGCUUGUCUCGUUAUCUGGAGGAAGAUACUUCUGAUCCUACCUACACAAGCUCCCUGGGUGGUAAAAUCCCAGUGCGGUGGACAGCCCCAGAGGCAAUCGCCUAUCGGAAGUUCACGUCAGCUUCAGAUGUUUGGAGCUAUGGGAUUGUCACCUGGGAGGUGAUGUCAUACGGCGAAAGGCCUUACUGGGAUAUGAGUAACCAAGAUGUGAUCAAUGCCAUUGAGCAGGACUUCCGACUUCCAGCUCCCAUGGACUGUCCAACAGUUCUCCAUCAGCUGAUGCUGGACUGCUGGCAAAAAGACAGGAACGCUCGCCCAAAGUUCCCCGAUGUUGUCAACAUGUUGGACAAAAUGAUACGCAACCCCGCAUCCCUGAAAGCCGGCACCAACAAUGUUGCGCCAGGUCCUUCCCAUCAUCCUUUGUUAGAUUGUGGUGCUCCAGAUCUGAGCCGGUUGAGCUCUGUGGAGGACUGGCUGGCCGCACUUAAAAUGAGCCAAUACAGAGAUUCCUUCCUGGGAUCAGGCUUCACCUCCUUGCCACUCGUCACUCAAAUCACUGCAGAAGAUCUUCAGAGGAUUGGAGUGUCUCUAGCUGGACACCAGAAGAAAAUCCUUACAAGCGUUCAGUCAAUGAGGCACCACGUCGAUGACCAGUCUCCUACUAAAUCCAUAUGAUCGCCACAUUCAAAUUGGUGCGUUUUUAAGUCUUCAGGCAAGGGCGGCGUGCUGUAUUUCAUGCAUGUACGUCUUUCCUCACCAGUCACUGUUCAGACUCAAGUUCUUCUAUUUCUCUUCCGGGAUUGCUUUCAACUUCAUGCCUCAGUGGAAGUGAUUAAUCCACAUUUGCAAGCGCCGAUGCAAGGUUAGCAGUUCUUUGAGUGGUGAAAAGAAUGACAAGUAUCUGCUCUUUACAAGACCAGAUCGGCUCUGACCUGAAUGGACUACGAUAAUAAAGGCCCAUUUUCAUCCAUCCAUCCUCUUUACCAACUUGACCGUUUGAUUCAAGACCAGAUUCUCCACCUUAAGCAGCCACUGUAUGAACAUGCUGGCAUGGCAAAACUGUCUUGAAAGAAUAACUGUGUGAACAAAAACUGUCCCAAAAAAGCCAAUUUCAUGGUUCUUGUGUAGAAAGAUGGAAAAAGUCUUAUGUCAUUGUCUCAGUGACAACUGCCACGACUUGAAUACAGGAGAACCCAUGGUUAAGUGAGAUGAUGACAAGCUUAUCUUCAUAUUGAAGAAUCUGUACAUAUUAUGAUAUGGGGUGUUUAUUUCCGAUCUGAUCAUUUGUUUUUACUGUGAUUGUGAAUAGUGUGCUUUGCAAUUUCCUUCUUUCAGUUUUUGAUGAAAUGGAAUUACAAUCUGUUGCUUUAACAAACAGGCGGUACAUUUUUCUUGGUACUUUUGGCAAUCCAAGUAGUAUAUCACCUCUUCCAUGCAAGGAUGUACAAUGGCUGACCUAAUUAGUUAAUUCAUUCAAAGUACUUCAAAUUAGGGUUGUUAAAUUUAGCACAAAUACUCUCUGAAGCUCAUCUUGGGAACGAGUAAAGUCCCAUUCAAUAAAAGAUAAUAUUAAAAUAAAAGACAGGAAACGAGUACACAACGUCAACAGACAGGCCACAGCAUGCGUCAAAUAUUCAAGGGAGAAUGACUGAACAAUUACUCAAAUGAAAUGUUCCUGUUGUGCACAAAUUGCAGUAGGUCGCACAAACAAGAGAGAAUCAUGUGAUUGAGCUGCAAAACCGACAUAUGACAGGAGGUCAAUCACUCAUUUUUUAGCACAGCACAUCAGAUGUCAUAACUGCAACAUCAAAUUUCAUUCAUAUUACUUUAGAUGACAUCGGAAGGGUGAUGAGCAUUUUGUACCAGGCCUUGGGGCUUUGCAUCAGUCUGAUUUUCAACUCACUGGUCACCUGAUUGUGACAUUGUUGAUUGGUAGGUUGAGGCAGUGAUGAUGAUUAAAACUAGAAAUAAUAUGUGGUGAAUUGCCUGUAAAAAAAAUUUGGGUGUGGGGGGUGGGGGGGCAACUACUGACAGGCAUACAGUACCUGAAACAAUAGCAAAAUCCUACCCCUUUAAAUCGUAACAAUUGUGUGAUUUAAUAUUCCAAGAGUGCGGGGAAGUCACUUUUUUUCCUAGUCCCCUACUGUAACGAAAUGCACAAAGCAAAAUCCGUACAGACAUCAUGAGAUGAGUUAUGUGGUGUAAGAAAUUAGGAGCCCUGACGUCAACCCUGUCAAACCGCCGUGACAGCUGCAAAAGUGACCCCAACUUUAGUUUCUUCCAUUUUCUGUGAACCAAGUGUUAAAUUAUUAUUUUGACUGGGUUUCGUUUGUGCGUGGCUGAAAUCUGCAUUUUAUCAAGCAUGACUGUUCUUCACAGCAUUUCUUUCUGGCUUUGAUCAUAUUUGGCAAAUAUUAAAAUCACUCAAUUUUCCGCCGGUGUGAGAAUAGCUGCACGUGUUGCCUUGCAUCCGGAGUAUGUUAAAAUACUAAAUCGUAAUAAUAAAAUAAUCACAAUAAUAUUAAAAAAGGUGGUCAAAAAUUUGCUGUCAUGAACUGGAAGUGUGUCAGCAGUUUGUCAUCCCUAGGGAAAAUGUAUUGGUUUUCAAAAACUGAGAUAAGGUGCCAAUAAGCUUACGAACAUGGAAAAACCUGUACUUCUAAAUAUUUUAUUUCGAUGAGCUCACAUCAAUGUGUUAGUGAAAAUUACCCACUGCAAGAUUUUUGCUACUACAGAUGUAACUAAAUAUCUCAGGAAAACGGAGGGUGAGUUUUGUUCACGGUCACAUGUAUCUUAAGUUGGUUGUUCUUGCACUAUGUCGAGGUACAGGAUAUUAAUAACAUAGUUUUAAGAAUUUCAGAAUUCACAAUUCCACCGAAAUACCACAAAAUGAGGAAAGUGUAUUUAAAAAAUGAAGUACAAGAUGAAAUUAGCACAUUUUCUUUAUUUGGGGGCUUUUGUGAAUGUCUUGCAGCCAUAAAAUUGUAAGUUCAUGAUUAUUUGCUGAAAACCAUAAGUUUACUAGUUUUAACAUUAAAUAUCUUGUCUUUGUAAUGUAUCAAAUGACCGUAUUUUCUGCACUAUAAGGCAUUUUGGAAUACAAGGCGCACCUUCAAUGAAUGACAUAUUUUAGAACUGUUUUUAUACAUAGGGCGCACGACAUUAUCAGGCAAUUAGAAUAGAAUCGACAAUAGUGUCUGCGGUUGCGUGAUACAGACCAUCGAUGGAGCUACGCUAAAAGGAAUUCAUACAAUACAGCUUUAUUUGUAUCGAGUUUACACAACCACUGGAGCUACUUUACAGAUCAUUUAAAAUACUACAUCCAAGAAAUCAGAAUAUUCAUCCAUAUAUAAGGUGUAUCGGAUUAGGAUGCCCACUGUCAGAUUUUGAGAAACUUGAAUACAUUUAGGUGUGCCUUAUAGUGUGGAAAAUACAGUAAAUAUAGGUUGAACGUAAAUUAUUGUAAGUUCCUAACUUCAUUGGAAUUGAGUUUGUAAAUUACAAAGUGAGAUACCAUCAAUCUUUAGUCCAAACCCAGCCAAGUGCAUCAUGCAUUGACACAAUAUGUUUUGAGAACAUCUUAAGCUUAUGUUGCUUGCUUUGCUGGAAUAUCGGAAGCUUGAUGACUAAUCCUGACAUUUGCAGAUGUGGCUUAUAUAGAACCGGUUAUUUCACCACUAAACAGAGACACUGAAAAGCUACCUCUUAACAUGAAACCUUAUAACGUGUGUUCUACAUACUCGGCCAAUAAAGAUGAUUCUGAUUCUGAUUCAGAUUCUGAAGAUAAGCCAACCGUCUGAGGCUUUUUACAUUUCCCUGCUCCUCUGGUACUUCGAGUGUAUGACACUAUGCUGAGAUGAAAGGGAAAGUACAGAACAGCAGGAGGAUAAAGUUUAAGAAAUCUUCCAGUUCAUCUUCCAACAACAAUGAAGUAAACACAGUUGUGCUUUAAAUAAAUAAAUAAAUAAACCCGCAUACAGCUCACAGGCACAUGAUUGUGUCAUUUGUAUUAUCACAUAUUGCCAUACAGAGUUCAUGUAGAGUUCCCGGUACACACCAAUUUAGAUAUAUAUUUGUAAAAUGUUUUGUAUGUGGCAGAAGUCUCAACUGUGCAUUCUGAACAAAAACAGUGCCAAAAACAAUCUCACAGAUGCCAUUCAAUCCAUUAUUCAAGCCACACUUGUCAUUUUUACAAUACAAUACAAUACAAUACAAUACAAUACAAUACAUUACAUGCUGAUUUAUAUAACGCUUUCACAACAGCGGCAGCUGUAAUAAAGCGCUUAACAAAACAGUUAACAUAAAGUAAAAUAAUAAACACAACACAUAACAUAAAACACGGACAGUCAUGCAGUUCUAACCACUUUUCCAUUUGGACUGUUUUAUUUCACAAUGUUUUAAAAAAAAUCCAACAUGAUUAAACAUGCUCUCUGGAUGUGUUUUACCUUCUCAAUUAGUAAUUCUACCUUGGUAUGUGUUGUUCUUGUUAACUGUCAAACUAUGAAGGAUGCACUGAUGCUGUUUGUUGGUUUCUAAUUUAAAAGAAGAACAAGAGAUCAGUAAGAGCUCUAGUCUUCGUGUUUAUCUUCAAUGCUGUUUGUGUUACUGAUCAUUCAGUCAAAGCAUCUCCUGUAAUUUAUAAUAGCGUUGUACUAUAAUCGGUGUUUGCACACGCCUGUAUAUUAUCAGGGUGUGGGUGGGUGCAUUAUAUUUGCGUGCUGUUCAGUGUACUAAAAAUGUUUUGUGAAUGCAGGGUUGUAGACGUUAUCUUUUGGAGCCAUACAGUUGUAAUGCACUGCUGAUCAAUAAACAAAACAGUUAAUCAAGCUGUCAUUUUCUUAAAGAAA
Hippocampus zosterae (dwarf seahorse) is the source of this 7419-nucleotide messenger RNA. RefSeq names its product ephrin type-B receptor 1-like. Gene Ontology annotation, cellular component: neuron projection; plasma membrane. The record is from RefSeq and is a predicted model, not a curated record. Lineage: Eukaryota; Metazoa; Chordata; Actinopteri; Syngnathiformes; Syngnathidae. Gene Ontology annotation, molecular function: transmembrane-ephrin receptor activity; protein binding; ATP binding. The transcript is spliced from 20 exons. The coding region runs from base 161 to 3247 and encodes 1028 amino acids. Gene Ontology annotation, biological process: axon guidance; cell surface receptor protein tyrosine kinase signaling pathway; protein phosphorylation.